This is a messenger RNA of Diuraphis noxia (Russian wheat aphid), 1356 nucleotides long. RefSeq names its product thiamine transporter 2-like. NCBI's taxonomy places the organism in Eukaryota, Metazoa, Arthropoda, Insecta, Hemiptera, Aphididae. The record is from RefSeq and is a predicted model, not a curated record.
CCACAGUGAUUGAGUACCUCAAAACAUAUUCAUCAUUAUUUAUAUCAGUGUUAAUGUUUAUGACUGCUGACUAUUUUCUGUAUAAGCCAAACAUUAUAUUUUUGACUGUUUGUCCAUGUGUCUCCUAUUUUCUCAUGACUGGUUCACCCAGUUAUACGCAGCUGAGGCUGUCCUCAUGUGGUAUCGGAGCAAUAUAUAGUGCUAAUAUGAUAGCAUUAUGCUAUUUAUACGCAAAAAUCGAAAACGCAGAACAAUUUCAGAUGGCCACUGGUAUUGUUUCAGCAGCUAUACAACUUGGUAAAGUUGUUGGUGACUUCUCUGCACAAAUCAUAGUCUCUGCAACCGGAGGGAUUUAUACUCUCCUGCCAUACUGCAAUGUGUUCAGUUUGUUGUUAGCUUCAACUUGGGCUUGUCUAAUUCCAUCGGUCGAACAGAAUAAUGAUUGGCUAAUUUCAAAAGGGUUUUGUGAAGAUUCGCCACUUCUUAAAUGCGGCGUAGAGAGCAAAAUGAAACAUUUUGAAAAAAAUCAAAUUAUAAUCCAGACCAAUAAAGAAUGCAAAACAGUGAUAUUUUUUUUAAAAGAAAUAUUGAUGAAAUUCAAAAAUUCAUAUUCCAAUCCGGUUGUACUAAAAAAAAGUUUAUGGUAUAUAAUGGGUAUGGCAGCGUACACUCUGGUUUUAUCCAAUAUAAACGUUUUGUACUCUUACGUGAUCAGAAAACCAGGGAAUCACGAUGCCUUGUCAAAUGGACUAGCCGAGGCAAUGGUUAYGUUAGGUGGUGCUGCAAGUUCGUACCUAAUCGGAAAAGUACAAUGUGAUUGGGCGCGCUAUGGUGAUAUGUUCACGGCAUUUUGCUCUAUUGUCAUGGGAGUGCUAAUAAUGUCAUGUUACUUUUAUGAUAGACUGAUUUUUAUAUAUUUGGCUUACAUAUUAUUUGGUUUAAUAUGUCAAAUGCAUUUCGUCGUAAUCUACACUGAAAUUGCAAAAGAGCUAAAGAGGCAGUGUUAUUCUGUAGUAAUAGAAUUUAAUUAUUUUGGAUCUUUGGCGUUGGUCACUAUUUUCACAUUAUUUUUGAUUCAAUAUAAUUUCAUGAACAUAACUAUUCCUGGGAGGUUUUUGUUCUUUGGCGGCAUAUAUUUUAUACUAGGUGUCAUAUUCAUAGUUAUUUGUUUACUCGAUAAUCGAUAUUAGAAAAAAUAAAACAUUAUACCGGCUAUGAUAAAAAAUAGUUUUAUUUUAUUAUUGGUCAAGGCUGCCCUAGAAGUUCUAACUAAUAAACCAACCGGUUUUCAAUAAAACGUGGGUUUUAUUCAUAUGUACGUAAGUACUUAGUGUUCAAUUAGGUACUAAAAUAUAC